This is a messenger RNA of Prorocentrum cordatum, 459 nucleotides long. Lineage: Eukaryota; Dinophyceae; Prorocentrales; Prorocentraceae. The record is from the annotation of a GenBank genome assembly.
AUGACAUACGCUGAUUGUUCCAGCAUCGACGACAUGAUCCAUCACAUACUCCAUGGCGACUUCGUGGCUGGCUUGAUCUCUGGCCUGCCAGAGCUGCACCUCGAGCAGUACCUGAAUCUAUCCUCUUCGACUGUGGUCUCGCUCCGAUCGAUGUUCAUGGCGCCCGUCCACUCAACCGAGAUAGUGCACGGGACCACGGAGCCCUCCAAGUCCUCGCAGGACCUCUCGCUGGCCGUGGACGCGGCCAUCGUGCGGCUGCAGGCUGAUGGCAAGGACAAGGAGGCCAAGCUGAACAACAUGCCCUUUGAGUUCACCGUCAUUCACACGUGCAGGACUGACGACCCGAGCGUGUUCAUCACCCCGAAUUCUGCUGCGGCCACUGGUCUGUUGCGAACGGCUUUGGACGACAAGAGCCUGAAAGUAGGCGCCUCUGGGACCCUACGACUGGGGCGGCAAUGA